UAUGAACUUCCCCUCUAAAAAAUUGUCACGAGAGGAACAAGCGGUCGCAGAACUGCCACGACUUCGCGCCAUGAAAAACCUCUUUUCUUCUUCCGACGCAAACAACAUUCCCUUCCAUUUCCACUCACCACUUUCCCAACAAAAUUCUCCCCAGAAAAUCAAACCUUACCAAACCCUAAAAACAAAAUCUCAUUCCCAAAUCUAUAGAUGGAUCAUUACAAGGUUCUGGGUUUACACAAAACAGCAUCUAAAGAAGAAAUCAAAUCAGCAUUCAAAAAACUCGCAUUUCAAUUUCAUCCAGAUAAGCAUUCUCAAUCACCAAAAGCUGUAAAAGACAAUGCAACGGCUCGAUUCAAACAGGUUUCCGAAGCAUACGAAAUUCUCAUGGAUGAUCGUAAACGAGCUGAGUAUAAUUACCGGUGGCGUUCCGGUGCCGGUGGGAGAAGUGGUUAUACUGCUGGUGGUAGUGGUGGUGGUAAUAGCAAUUAUUACUCUCAGUAUAGUUAUGGAUAUGGUAGAAGUGGGAAUAGCUAUGAAUAUAAAAGUAGGUCUGGGUUUAAUGGUGGUGGUGGUUUUGCGUCGAAGUUUGAACUUGCUAUUAGGAUUUUGACGGCGAGAUCUUAUCUUCUCAAUCUUGGAUUUGCAGCCGCUAUAUUAGGUGUGAUGAUUGUUGUUGAUACAAGUGGAGAAUCCUUAUGGAAAAUGCAAAAUUCUGGGAAAUCUUUUGAAGAAGCCAUGAACACCAUUGACAAAGCAAAAGCGUAUAAAGAAGAUAACGUGAAAGAACGUCCUUAAUUUAAUUCUCUGCUCUCCACUUCACUUGCCACUCAAACGCUUCUUCAUGUCUAAUAAAUAGUGAAUGAUGGAAGCUUUCAGUUUCGGGGAUUGACUUCAUGGCUGUUUUCAUUGGUGCACCGUGGUUUACGAUACUAGUAUGUAUUCAAUGUACGGGAUACUUGAUUCUUGGCAAUCAUGGUCUCUGCAGUCACGUGGUCGCAGAUUUAGGAGGUUUGAUGAAGAUCUGAUGGCUGAUAUUGUAAGUUGUAUUUUAAAUCAGAUUUGUUAAAGUUGGAAUAAGAGUCAUUUGAUUGUGAUCCAUUAGUCAAGAGUUAUUAACUGCAUGAUUGUGUGCCUUUACACCUGUAGAGAAUUUGAGUACAAUUUAGAACAUAUACUUGUACAUGUAACAGAAAUUCAAUGUGUAAAUUGAUUACAAAAUCCUACUUUUGUA
Lathyrus oleraceus (garden pea) is the source of this 1231-nucleotide messenger RNA. Its product is annotated as chaperone protein dnaJ 72. The record is from RefSeq and is a predicted model, not a curated record. The transcript is spliced from 3 exons. Bases 208 to 795 code for a protein of 195 amino acids. Lineage: Eukaryota; Viridiplantae; Streptophyta; Magnoliopsida; Fabales; Fabaceae.